Messenger RNA from Candoia aspera, 3507 nucleotides. RefSeq names its product vomeronasal type-2 receptor 26-like. Gene Ontology annotation, cellular component: plasma membrane. The coding region runs from base 1 to 3507 and encodes 1168 amino acids. Lineage: Eukaryota; Metazoa; Chordata; Lepidosauria; Squamata; Candoiidae. The transcript is spliced from 10 exons. Gene Ontology annotation, biological process: G protein-coupled receptor signaling pathway. The record is from RefSeq and is a predicted model, not a curated record. Gene Ontology annotation, molecular function: G protein-coupled receptor activity.
AUGGUACUGGAAGCCAUAUUUUCAAUGAUUUUUGCCCUGGUACUAUGUAACAUACCCAAUCCUGAAUGCAGCAUUAGUGAGCCUCUGCCUUUUCUUCACAAGGAAUACAACUCAGGAGACCUCAACAUUGUAGGCAUUCUGUCUAAGAUCUACAUAUAUUAUAAUGUGAUGGACUUCACUGAACCACCCUCUAGUAAUCUUUUCGAUGAAAUUCUGGUCGUGACACCCCUCUUUCAGCAGUUCCUGGCUUUGCAAUUUGCAAUCAAGGAGAUCAAUGAAGAUCCUCAUAUUUUACCCAAUUGCACCCUGGGCUUCCAUAUCUAUAACAGUUAUUUUACUACAAUUUGGACCUAUCGUGCCUCAUUGGAACUCUUUUCUGCUCAGGGCAGAUUCACUCCUAACUACAGCUGUGACCAGCAGAACAGACCAAUAGCUGUCAUUGGAGGAGCAACAUCUGCAGUUCAGGCCCAUAUGACCACCAUCUUGUCUCUCUACAAAAUACCACAGCUCAUCUAUGGCUCAACUCCAGAGAUGAAUACAAAAACACGGGCUCCUGUAUACCAACAGAUGUUCCCAAAUGUGGAGCAUCAGUACAAGGGAACUCUCCGGUUAUUGCUCCACUUCAGGUGGACUUGGAUCGGGGUGUUAUACUCAAAUAAUGAUUAUGGUGAAAGGUCCAUAAUGGAUGAAGAAGAUAGGACUCUCUGCACUGGAGAAGAAGAAUUGGACAGUCUCCCGACAUCUGUGUUUGAAAUGGACAUGACUGGCCACAGCUACAGCAUCUACAAUGCAGUCUACGUAGUGGCAUAUGCAUUGCGUGGCUUCCAGUCCUCUCUUUCCAAAUACAGAACAGAAGAUCAUGGAGCCAGACAAAGUCUUCUAAAACUGCCACUCUGGAAGCUGAACUACUUUAUGAGAAGAGUCUCAUUCAACAAUAGUGCAGGAGAAAAAAUCUCCUUCAACCAGAAUGGAGAGUUAGAAGUUGGAUUUGAUAUUGUAAAUUGGAUCACUUUUCCAAACCAGUCUUUCCUGAGAGUCAGAGUUGGAAGGAUUGACCUGAUGGAUUCCCAAGAAGAAACACUUACCAUUGAUAAGGAGGAUAUUGUAUGGCCACGGAGGUUUAACCAGGAAAGCUACACUACCAAAAAAGUAGCUGUUUCAAUCAAGCCACAAUACCUAAAGAAGGAUGAUGUUGGGACAGGUGAAUUGGCUUUCAGAAAGAAUGUUUUUAUUCAGGAUGGUGGUACUUGUAGCCUUUCUUUUAGUGUUUCUGCCCCGAGUGAUGGGCAUGAUUCCCAGGGCGAAAUGCAGCAUCAGUUUAUGACUCCACUCUACCAACACAUCCUGGCCUUAGAGUUUGCCAUCAAGGAGAUCAAUGAAAAUCCCCAUAUUUUACCCAAUCACACCCUGGGCAUCCAUAUCUAUAAUUCCUAUUUCUCUCCAGGUUGGACUUUCUGCGCCUCAUUGGAACUCUUCUCCACACAAGGCAGAUUCAUCCCUAACUACAACUGUGAAAUCCAAAACAGACCAAUAGCAGUCAUUGGAGGCCCAACUUCUGAAGUCUCUCUGCACAUGGCUACCAUCCUGUCAUUGUACAAGAUGCCCCAGAUCGUAUCUGGGUUUGUUCCAGAAACUGAUGUCAAAAAUCAGAAUACUUUCCAGCAACAGAUUUUCCCAAAUGCAGAACAUCAGUACAAGGGUAUGGUCAAAUUACUGCUUCAUUUCAGAUGGACAUGGAUUGGUGCAUAUACUGUAGAUGACGAGAAUGGUGAGAGGUUUUUGCAAAAUGUGGUUCCCAUGUUUGUCAAGAGAGGCAUCUGCUUUGCCUUCAUUGAAAAAUUCCCCCAAAGUACUUAUUCCAAUAGUCUGGUUGAUUCACUGGAAGAAGGGAGUAAAAUAUAUUAUGAAGUUAUCAGAAGCACUGUUAAUGUUGUGGUCCUUCAUGGUGAAACUGAUCACAUAAUUCUUCUAAGAAUACUUUCCAACAGGCUGAAAGAUGAUAAUGUACCACUAUGGAACAAGGGUAAAAUCUGGAUUAUGACAGCCCAGAUGGAUUUCACAUCAGUUCCCUUUGUAAGAAAUAUUGGCCUAGUCUUCCUCCAUGGUGCUUUAUCCUUUGCAAUUCACUCAGAGAAGAUAGUAGGAUUCCAGGAAUUUCUUCAGUCAAGAAACCCUAUCUUGGAAAAAGAAGACAGCCUCUUCAAGGUCUUCUGGAAAAAUGCAUUUGAAUGUUCCUUCCCCAUCAACAUGACUGAAGAGGAAGAUGAGGUCCUCUGCAAUGGAGAGGAGAAACUGGACACGCUGCCUACAUCUGUCUUUGAAAUGCAUAUGACUGGCCACAGCUACAGCAUCUAUAAUGCAGCCUAUGUGGUGGCACAUGCUUUGCAUGACUUACAUUCAUCUAUCAGAAAGUUCAGAGCAGGUGAACAUGAAACCAGACUGAACCUUCUGAAGCAACCACUGUGGAAGGCCCAGCCACUUUCUCUGUGUAAUGGGAAGUGCCAUUCAGGUUACAGUAAGAGCAAGAUAGAAGGGAAGCCAUUUUGCUGCUAUGAUUGUCUUCAAUGUCCACAAGGCAAGAUCUCCAACAAGGAGGACUUGGAUGACUGUUUUCAGUGUGCAGGAGAUCAAUAUCCCAAUGAGGAGCAGGAUUUGUGUCUCCCCAAAGUUAUAACAUUCUUGAGCUAUGAAGAAACCUUGGGGGCUGUUUUAGCCAGUUCAGCUCUCUUCUUUUCUUUGGUCACAGCUGGGAUCUUCUGGAUCUUUAUUAAGCAUCAGGACACUCCCAUAGUCAAAGCCAGCAACCGGAACCUCACGUAUGCUCUCCUUAUUGCUCUCCUGUUAUCAUUUCUUUGUUCUUUGCUAUUCAUUGGGCAACCUGACAAGGUGACCUGUCUCCUUCGUCAAACUGCCUCUGGAAUCAUCUUCUCCAUGGCCAUUUCUUGUGUGUUGGCCAAAACCAUCAUUGUGAUCCUGGCUUUCAUGGCCACCAAGCCAGGGUCGAAGAUGACCAAAUGGGUGGGGAAAGGAUUAGCCAUAUCCAUUGUGUUGGGCUGCUCAUUUAUUCAAGGAAUUAUUUGUGCUAUAUGGCUGACAACCUCUCCCCCAUUCCCAGGUGCUGACAUGAAUUCAGCAGCAGAAGAAAUAGUUCUGGAGUGUAAUGAAGGAUCUGACUUUAUGUUCUACUGUGUCUUGGGUUUCAUGGGCUUCCUUGCCAUUCUCAGCUUCACAGUGGCUUUCCUAGCCAGGAAAUUGCCUGAUGCUUUCAAUGAAGCCAAAUUUAUCACCUUCAGCAUGUUGAUCUUCUGCAGUGUUUGGUUGUCCUUUGUUCCAGCAUAUCUGAGUGCAAAAGGAAAAUAUAUGGUUGCUGUGGAGAUCCUGUCCAUUAUAGUCUCUAGUGCUGGGUUACUGAUUUGUAUUUUUUCUCCCAAAUGUUAUAUCAUAGUUUUGAGGCCUGAUAUGAACAAGAAAGAACAUCUCAAAAGAGAAAACAAUAGGAAAGUAUAA